Molecule: messenger RNA, 3314 nt
Organism: Bubalus bubalis (water buffalo)
Lineage: Eukaryota; Metazoa; Chordata; Mammalia; Artiodactyla; Bovidae
Gene: ZNF750
Product: zinc finger protein 750
Exons: 5
Coding region: 480-2591 (703 amino acids)
Biological process (GO): epidermis development; positive regulation of transcription by RNA polymerase II
Cellular component (GO): nucleus
Molecular function (GO): DNA-binding transcription activator activity, RNA polymerase II-specific; promoter-specific chromatin binding; RNA polymerase II cis-regulatory region sequence-specific DNA binding
Source: RefSeq, a predicted model, not a curated record
GCGAGAGCGAGCGUGAGAACAGGUCCUGCUCCGGCCCGGCAGCCACAGCUUCUACCUCCCCACCUCUGCAUGCCCUUCAGAACGCGCUACCUGGUGAGGCUCCCUGCCAGGCAGCUGGACACCACCGGGGAGGGUGGAAGAUUCUUCCAGUGCAGAGAACAGAACACCGUGAUUAAAUAGGACAGAUGGACUGAACGUUGCAAUCACACUUGCCUUGCUCUCAGUGAGCACAAGUGUGAAUGUCACAGGCACGCGUGAGCCCAGGCUUUCUCAGGUCGCAUUGGAGCUCAGCACUUGGUCCAGCUCCUGGUCCCCAAAUGAGCAAGACUUCCCUGGUCACACCCACAGCCUGUGAAGCCGGCUUCAAGUAGAAGUGCUCAGAAAGGAAAGCAAAGGAGAAGCGGUGACCUGCUUCCUUAAAAACAAGGCUGAACUACACAGGAGCCAGCAGGGCUCAGACGCCAAAUCACAGAAGGAAAAUGAGCCUUCUCAAAGAGCGAAAACCAAAAAAGCCACAUUACAUCCCCAGGCCCCCAGGAAAGCCGUUCAAGUACAAGUGUUUCCAGUGUCCCUUUACUUGCAAUGAAAAGUCACAUCUUUUCAACCACAUGAAAUACGGUCUUUGUAAAAACUCCAUCACUUUAGUGUCCGAACAAGAUCGCGUUCCCAAGUGCUCCAAACCAAACUCUUCGGACCCUAAGCAAACCAAUCAGCCCGACCCUGUGGUGAAGCCCACCUCUUCCAAGCCGGUCCCAAGCGGGCUCUCACACCUGGAUGCCAAGCUCCAACACGGCCUCGCCAAGGACGACAUCAAGGAAAACCUGGACCUGCACGCACGCGGGCCCCACAGGUGCCUCGGACAGAAGCCCACUCCCCACAAGGAAGCAGCGCCCCCAAGCCCAGCCCCAGAAGCUGCCGUGGGCACCCAGCCUGUUCUGGAAGGAGCUGUCCGGCCUUCAGCAUUCGUUCCAGUGGGGGAGCACAGACUCAAAGGGCAGGAGCUCAUGGAAACUCCCGAAGCGCUGGCCCUGACCCACGCCCCUGCCAAAGCCUCCUCCUUCCACACCAAGUCUGCCUUCCACGCCCCCGGCUACCCCUGGAGAGCUGGCUCACCUUUCCUCACACCCGAGUUCCCACAUAAAAUCCCAUCCACAAAGGGCUUUGGAGCCGCUUCCCCGUAUGUGCACCCCAGCAUCACGGAGUACCCACCUCAUUUUUACACGGAGCACGGACUGGCCACCAUCUACUCACCCUACCUACUCGCAGGGAACUCGCCCGAGUGUGACAGCCCCCUGCUGUCUGUCUAUGGGGCUCAAGACCAAAGACACUUCCUGCCUCACCCAGGGCCCAUCCCUAAGCACCUGAACCCGGCUCCAUCCACAUACGACCAUUACAGAUUCUUCCAGCAGUAUCACUCCAGCCUGCCAAUUCCUUACGGAUUUUACAGACCCGAGUCUGCCUUCUCCUCCUACGGCCUCAGACUCCCACCCGUGGCUGGCAUUUCACGGGACCAAAGCUCACAUCUACUGGAAGAAGCUGCCCUGGGUUACCAGGCCUUGAGUCCCUCCAAGUUAAACUCCUCCAACUCCCACAAAAAACACACAGAGUUGGAGAAGCAGAGUCCAACUCCCGAGGCUAAAGAACCUUCCAAAGAUGGGCAAAGGGACACGGAAGGGACCAAAAUGAGCCCACGCGCGGGCAGCGCGGCCACAGGCUCCCCGGGAAGGCCGAGUCCCACCAACUUCACACAGACAAGCCAGCCAUGCACUGGCCUGUGCGGCCUCUCAGAUGCGCCCGCGUCCGGUGCCCCAGGAAGGAUCCCACCACCUGAACAGGGCCUCGCAGCCUUCAAGCCCAUCAAGAAGAACACAGAGCACCCACAUUCCCAGGACCCAGAAAACAGAGCGGCAUCUCCAAAAAGCCUCGAGGCCUUGAGCACAGACGCUCCAACUCAGCUGGGGAGCCUGGAGGCCGCCCCCUCCAGCCCGGAGGACGGCUCCAGGGCGGCCCCGCUGAACCUGUCCACGAAACCAGAGGCUGAGCCGGCUGCCACGUGCAGCCCUGCCCAUGGAGGAUUCGUGGAGCCACAGGACGCGCCCCUCAACCUCUCAGUGAAGGACCCCUGCAAUGCCCUGACCUCAAGGCCCUCUGUGUGCAGCCCGCCUCGAGGGGCCGAGCCCGCCGCUGCCCCCAGCCCCUCUCCAACUCAGCAGAGGGAACCUGCAAGUUCUGGGGACGGGCCUGACCCCAGCUCUGUGGAGGCCCCGGUGCCCAGCCCCACUGGGAAGGCCCAGGAUAUACGUGCAGCUGACAGCGAUGAGCAGAAGCAGACGGCGGCCGUGGCCCUCUGCCAACUGGCAGCCUACAGCCCGGGGAAUGUCGAGCCCGCGGCCCAGGAGCCCACCUGCCGGCCAGAUGCACCCACCCCCAGGGCCCCAGAGAGCCAGGAGGCUCAGUGUGACCUCAGACCCAAAGGGCAAAAGAGGACGAGCCCCAGGGAGGUGGGGAAGGGCCAGCAUGGAUCCAAGAAGGCGAAGCCCAGUGACACAGCCAGAGUGUUCACGCUCCGGAAGAGAACUCGAGUGUCUUAGAGCCACUCCCAGGCAGCCAGAGCUGCAGCCACAAGACGACUUGCAAUGUAGGCAAGACAGCAGCAAACCCCCACCUGGCCCUCACUUUUCUCGUCUGGUCAAUUUUGACAACUCAGUUGUCUUCUUCACAAAAUAGGGGGGAAAAAAAAAAGAUAAAACUGCAACUCAACCCAGUUUUGUAAAUAUUAAGCAUAAAUGUUAAAAGGUGCUUCUACUUCUGGCUGUAAAAUAUUUGAAUGACUCACACUUUAGGACCUGAUGCAAAAUGUCAAAUGAAAUGCACAGGACCGAAAGGUAACUUUUAAGUGUUAGCAUCUUAGAGGAACUCUCUUUAAAAAUACUUUUCUUAUUUUUAAUUGUUUUUCUAUUAUGUCUACUAUGUAUUUCCAAGUAAAGAACAAUUACUGGGGGGAAAAAAUGCCAGGAAAAGACAUUUCCGGUACUAGCAUUAAAGUGCUAUAUGUAAAAACGCUGUUUGUUAUGACUGCAUCACAGACAGCAAAAGGCUAUUUAUACAAGUAAUUUAUUUCCACCGGGAAGAACGCGUUGCGGGGAAGCCAGUCUCCACGCGCUCGGUCUUCACUACAUUACAGCGUGUCUUCUGACACACUCGCCUGGUUUUCCACUCCCUAAAAUGAUGUAUGUGUUGCUAAUUCUCCAAUAAACUCGUAGGUAAAAUUCGAGGUUACGUAAGAAGAAGAAAAGCAUAAAUGCUGUGUUAUA